This is a messenger RNA of Echinostoma caproni, 702 nucleotides long. The record is from the annotation of a GenBank genome assembly. Lineage: Eukaryota; Metazoa; Platyhelminthes; Trematoda; Plagiorchiida; Echinostomatidae.
AUGUUUGAUUCCACUUCCCUAUCGGAGACCAAUAAAGGGCCCACAGUGUCAUCACCUCACCCGAAAUCCUCAUUCUCGUCAGUAUCAGUAGCCCAGUCCCAAGCGCAAACCUCUUCGAAAUUGUCACUGUUGUACGAUAUUCCGUCAGAGCACGGAUUGACUGCCCAAAAGCCUCCUUCCAUCCAUUUUUAUCCAAGAUUAUCUUUGAGUUGGCCGUUUUUGGUCUCUACCAUACCACCACAACCCGGCUUAUCUAAGACCGUGAACAUACGCCUCUACAAAUUGACCCAUUUGCCAAGUUCCAUCUCUUGUCCUGCUGUAACCCUCACUAACCCCCCUAUCGACCACGCCCUGGAUGAUGCUGUCGUAUGCUGUAUCACUCUAGACCGAACGUAUUCUGAACACGGUGGCGGUACACUGCAUCUGUUCACUGGUUCGACUAAUGGUGAUGUACGGAAAUGGGAUUUGCAUGCAGGUAAACUGGUCAAUCAAAUCAAAGCUGCUGAUAUCUGCGCUAAUCUGUUGAGAUGCAUCGCUGUACGUAAAUAUCAGCAGGAUUCGGCUGAUAACAAUGAUAUUUUGCUGACCGGAGGAGCUCGUGGCGUGAUCGGUUUGUGGGAUCUGCGUGUUCCCGGUCCAGGUCGUCCACAGCAGACGUUCCGCCAUUCGGGGCAACCGUAUUCUGUUGUUUCGGAAUUGUAA